CGCCCGUGGCCGGCCGAAGGGCCAGCAUGGACCUCCCCCUCCUCACGGCCGCUGUCUUCACCGCCCACCUCCUCUUAGGAUACGCGGAUCUGCACCAGGACUCCGAGUGGGACGACGAGGCGGCUAUGUUCGCGCAGGCUGAAGGGGACGAGUAUUACGACUAUAAUUCUUAUACCGUCACCCCGGACUACGACAACGAAUCUUCCAUACUCAAUUUCACGCUCGACUACUCCCUGUUCAUGGAAGAAGAUGCCCGGGAAUGGCGGACGGUGGCGGUGACGGCGUCCCCGGAAAGGACGACGGAAAGGACGACGGAAAGGACGACGGGGAAGACGACGGACGGUAGGCCGGAGAUCCCGCUUCCCACCAUUCCUGGGCUGGAGCAGGAAACCCCCAGACAGACCACCACGGGCCCCGCUCCUGGUAGCUCCGGCAUCCCCCGGCCCCUGGUCUUUCCCGUGCUGCUGUGCUCCCUGCUCCGCCGGUGGAUUAUCCUGACCGGUCCCCGGCAUCCGGACUCCGCGGCCGAAACGUCGGAUGGAGUCCCCGCGAGGCCGGGAUUCUCCCGCCAGGCUCUCCUGCCCGACGGGGAGGCCGGGCCCCGGGCCGGCCCGCUCCGCUGCCGCCGGCGGCCCCGGCCCCCGAGGUCCGGCGGGUUCCCGGCCCGGAGGCGGCCGGAGCCCCCCGGCUUCGCCCCGCCGGCCCCCGGGGCCGGACGUCCGGGGGGCUACGGGGGAGACGGGGGCCGCGGCCCGGCCACGGAGGGAGACCGACUCUUUGCUCAGAAGUGCCAAGAGCUCCGGGGAUUUAUCCGGCCGCUGACCGACCUGCUGAACGGGCUGAAGAUGGGCCGCUAUGAGAAAGGGUUGAGCAGCUUCCAGCAGAGCGUGGCCGUGGACCGGAUCCAGCGCAUCGUGGGCGUCCUGCAGAAGCCAGAGAUGGGGGAGCGUUACCUGGGGACCCUGCUGCAGGUGGAAGUCAUGCUGAAGGUCUGGUUCCCCCACGUUGCGCCCCGCAACCGCCGGCGCCCUGCUAAGGCGUCCGGCAGCCCCCAGGAGAAGCCCCCCGCCCCCCGGCCCGACCAGAGCCGCCUGCCGGGGGCCGAGGAGGAGGAAGAGGAGGAGGACGAAGGGCCGCGGUGGGCGCGGCGGGCCAGGCUGCUCCCCGAGGGGCUGCCCCUGCACCUGACGUGGGUCCACGCCGCCCCCCUCGGCAACCCCCCGGGACCCCCGGCGGCCUUCGGCAUCAUCCUCUUCCUCCGGGACGCUCCCCGGCCCCUCCCCGGCCCCCCGGGCCCCGGGCCCCGCUGUCACAGCCCGCCGGGCCGCCCGCCGCCGUCGCAGACGCCCGCUCGCUUCUCCUGAUGGCUCCCCUUCCCCAUCCGUCCCCACCCCGGGCAUUCAUUCAUUCAUUCAUUA
Molecule: messenger RNA, 1418 nt
Organism: Tachyglossus aculeatus (Australian echidna)
Lineage: Eukaryota; Metazoa; Chordata; Mammalia; Monotremata; Tachyglossidae
Gene: CIART
Product: circadian associated repressor of transcription
Exons: 11
Coding region: 27-1364 (445 amino acids)
Biological process (GO): circadian regulation of gene expression; negative regulation of DNA-templated transcription
Cellular component (GO): nucleus
Molecular function (GO): RNA polymerase II cis-regulatory region sequence-specific DNA binding
Source: RefSeq, a predicted model, not a curated record